Molecule: messenger RNA, 306 nt
Organism: Ilex paraguariensis (yerba mate)
Lineage: Eukaryota; Viridiplantae; Streptophyta; Magnoliopsida; Aquifoliales; Aquifoliaceae
Source: the annotation of a GenBank genome assembly
GGAAGUAACUCUUUUGAUUAUUCUGACUUUGGGUGGGGAGACUAUUGCUCCAAGGCUCUAGAAAUAUCAUCCAUUCUCACAGCCACAGUAGAAGUUGAUGAAGCUCAACUGGUGGAGGAUGCUAAUCCUACAAAGAAAUUGGAGUCCAACUCUGUGGACUUGGUGUUUGGUAAAGAAAGCACUGUGAAUAGUCUUUCUGAAGAGCUCUCUGCAUUUGAGUCCCAGAUGAAGUUCUUUGAGAUCCCUGAUCUUGAAGGGAAUUGGGAUGCUUCAGUGGACACUUUCCUCUCUGACGGCACAACUUAG